Vigna angularis (adzuki bean) is the source of this 1440-nucleotide messenger RNA. Its product is annotated as DNA-directed RNA polymerase subunit alpha-like. Gene Ontology annotation, molecular function: DNA-directed RNA polymerase activity; protein dimerization activity. The record is from RefSeq and is a predicted model, not a curated record. Gene Ontology annotation, biological process: DNA-templated transcription. Lineage: Eukaryota; Viridiplantae; Streptophyta; Magnoliopsida; Fabales; Fabaceae.
UGUUACUGUUGACAAAGCUAGUGGUGACGUCUCAAAACUCCAAUCUUUCUCUUAUGAAAUGACAAUCCAAUUCAACAUGUUUGCUCCUCUCAUGAAAAGCAAGAUAAUAGACAAUAUGUAAUGUUGUUUUGUUGUGAAAUACAAGGUGCAUUUGGGUACUUUCAUCAAAUUUAAGCUCUUCGAGGAGUUGUUUAACCCAUAUGAGCUCACGAGUGACUAAUGUUAUUGCCCUAUAUUAUGCUUUGCACUUGAUCUUACCACAGUACUCUAUUUCUUACUUUUCCAUGAUAUUAAAUUUACUCCAACAAGAACACCAUACCUUGAAGCGGAAUGUCUAUCACUUGGUGACCCUGCCUAGUAUGCAUCAAAAUAUCCAUCAAUUGAGUAUUUCCCUUAUUUCCAUAAAUAAGGCCUUUUUCCAGGAGCCUUCUUAGGAUUUGUAUGGUUGCAUCCUAAUAGUCUUGACAAGUAGAGCUUAAAUAUUGAUUUACUACAACCACUACAAAGGUGAUCUCAAAGCAAGUGAUAGUGAGGUAAUUUAGAUUACUAACUAACCUUCUGUAUUACCAAGGAUCAAAAUAUAGUUGUCCUUGGUUAGGAAUGAGUUUGACACUUGGAUCAUAAGUGUGUCCAUAAGCUUAGUAUUUAUCACCAUGUUUUUCCUAGAAUGUCAAGAGCAUACUUUCUUUGAGAUAUGACCAAACCAUUCUAUGACCAAACCAUUCUAUGACCAAACCAUGAUCUUCUGAUUGAAACUUUUGACCAUGUUAUUGUUUUAGUUGUACAAUACCCUUCUUAUGAAAGGUCAAGCUGAUACAAUAGGUAUUGCAAUCCGAAGAAUUUUACUCGAAGAAAUAGAGGGAACAUGUAUCACACGUGUAAAAUCAGAGAAAAUACCACAUGAAUAUUCUACCAUAAUAGAUAUUGAAGAAUUAGUACAUGAAAUUUUCAUGAAUUUGAAAGAAAUUGUAUAGAAAAGUAAUAUGUAUGGAACACAGGAUGCAUUGAUUUCUUUCAAAGGUCUAUAUAUAACCACUCAAGACAUCAUUUUACCACCCUCGGUGGAAAUCAUUGAAAAUAGACAACAUAUAACCAAUGCAGAACCUGUUAAUUUGUGUAUUGAAUUAAAAAUUGAGAGAAAUCAUGGGUAUUGGAUAAAAACACUAAAAAACUUUCAAGACGAAAGUUAUGAUAUAGAUGCUAGAUUCAUGCCUGUUCAAAAUGUAAAUUAUAGUAUUCAUUCUUAUGUCAAUGGGAAUGAAAAGCAAGAAAUACUUUUCCUCAAGAUAUGGACAAACGGAAGUUUACACUACCUGUUAUAACAAUAUCAACCACAUACACAAUGAGACAAAUACAUGCUUGGGGAAAAUGACAAUAAAACAUACACAAAAACACGUGGAGAGAUAUGAAAGAGGGGAGCUUUGGAAAUAGAAUGGAGUA